ACUCUUAAGGGGAUUAAAUAUGGCUCUUGGAAGAUGAUCAUUCAUACUCUAGAAAUUACUCUUUUACUCAAACUAACAGUGAGUUGUCGGAGUCCAGAAGAGUAGCUGUCCACCAGAGCUGUCAUUAGCUGUGCAAAGGACCUUGCUGGCAGCUGGAAUUAUCCAGUGUAAAACCACAAAGGACUCAAGGCUUUCACCACUCUGGGAAACCCAGGAGACAUCAGUGUGGGGUGACAGCUGUUUCCAGGAGGGACUGUGAGAACUACAGGACAGGUGAGCCUGACUAUCCCUAAAGGGCAUACCAGAGCCAACCUUCAGAAGGAAGCCCACCUGGGUCAAGACCUUUAUUCCCAGCCUGAUGGCACAUGUCGAGGUCUUGGCCAGACUCCAGAAAGAGACCAAGUGCCCCAUCUGUUUGGACGAUCUGACAGAUCCCGUCACCGUCGAGUGCGGACACAACUUCUGUCGUUCCUGCAUCAAAGACUUCUGGGCAGGGCAGCAAGCCACGUCCUCCUGUCCUGUCUGCCGACACCAGUGCCAACACAGGAACCUCAGAAGCAAUGCCCAGCUGGGAAACAUGAUUGAAACUGCCCAGCUGCUCCAAGGCAUGGAGAACAAGAGGCACGAGAGCAGCACCAGUUGCGAGAGGCACAACCAGGCCCUGACCCUCUUCUGUGAGGAUGACCUGCAGUUGCUCUGUGACCAGUGCGUGGAGCCUGAGAGCCACGGGCGCCACCAGGUGCUGUCCAUUACAGAGGCUGCCUCUCUCCACAGGAAACACCUUCAGGACUAUAGCAAGCUCCUGAAGUGGGAAGUGAAAGAGAUUCAAGGGCUAAUGAGCGCACUAAACAAAAGAACCGUGACCCUGAGGGAGCAAGCAGAGGCACAGAGGUCACAGCUAACCUCUGAGUGUGAGAAGCUCAUGCGGUUUCUAGACCAGGAAGAGCGGGCAGCUUUCUCCAGGUUAGAAGACGAGGAGAUGAGGCUCGAGAAGAGACUGCUUGAUAACAUAGCAGCAUUAGAACACCACGGUUCCAGCCUCAGAGACCUCCUGAGACACUUGAUGCUGACCGGAGAGCUCUCCGAAGCCAAGAUGUUGUCCACGGUCAAGGAUUUUUACCUGAAUUGUAGGCGUCAGCUCAUCAGCCCAAGCAUUUUCCCAGUUCAGUUGAGAAGAGUGGAGUACAGCUUUCCUCUCCAGUAUUCGGCCCUACAGAAAGUUAUACAGCAUUUUACAGACAACGUCACUCUAGACCUGAAGACAGCCCAUCCAAACCUGCUCAUUUCUAAGGAUAGAACCUGCGUAACAUUUACAAAGAAAAGACAACGUAUUCCUGGUUCUUCAAGUUUUACCAAGAGCCCUGUUGUGUUGGGGAUUCCACAUUUUAAUUCUGGGAGACACUUCUGGGAGGUGCAGGUAGGAAAGAAGCCAAAGUGGGCUAUUGGCAUUUGCAAAGCUGAUUCCUCUAUCGGGGAAAGGCAGUCCCCUAACCCCUGGGGGUACUGGAGGAUUGUUUGGCAGGGGGACAGCUUCAACGUCUCAGGAGCUGAUCCAGACUCUCGGCUGAAGGCCGCAAGAGCUACAAGCAUUGGUGUUUUCCUGGACUAUGAACUGGGAGAGGUUUCUUUCUAUGGCAUGCCUGAGAAAUGUCACCUCUAUACUUUCAGGGACACUUUUUCUGGUCCUGUCUGCCCUUAUUUCUACAUAGGGCCUCAGUCAGAACCUCUUAGACUCUGUUCUGCCACUGAUUCAGAAUGCUAACUCACACGGUGGCCUUAACUUUAAGAGGUUUAUUCAUGUUCUGCACUCUCCUUCCCCCAGUCCAGGCUGGCCCCAAGCUUGUUAUAUAGCUUUGGAUUUGUAUUCCUCUGGAUUACAUGGUCUUAUUGAUAGGAUGACAGGCGUGAGCGCCUGUACUCUUGCUAUGUAACCCUGACUGGCCUAGACCUUUAUAUGCUGAUCAGGUUGGGUACCAACUGUCAGCCUGUCUGCUGUCUCCCAUCUCAGCUUCCUGUAUCUGGGUUUACAAGCACAGAUCAACACACUGUCAACAAACACAUUUUUAAACUUCUAAGUCUUACAUCUGAAUCGAAACCCCAUGCCUAGCAGUUCUAAGCUACAUAGUUCAACCUUUUCAUCUUUGAGAUCAUCUUGGUAAGUCAACCGGGCUAGCCUUGACUAACUUUACAACCCAGCCUGGUCCAGCCCUCCCAAUUAUUUGGUAUUACAGGUUUACAUCACCAGCCCAAACCCAUCUCAGAAAGUGAUAGGUGUUUUCAGAAUAUUUUUGCCUAUUUUAUAACUGAGAGGGUACUAUGUAGUCUAGGCUAGCCUCAAACUUGAUACACAGUAGAGGCUGACCUUGAAUUAAUUCAUGAUUGUCUAACCCCCAUCUCACAAAUGCCCAGCCUUUGAGAUUUGUAUUUGAGGAUACAUUAGUUUCUCUAGAAUCUUAGAAACACCUUAAGCAUUAACAAGGAAUUGGAUUAAAAACAGCAGAGUU
Messenger RNA from Mus musculus (house mouse), 2504 nucleotides. It is a transcript of the gene Trim75, whose product is annotated as tripartite motif-containing 75. The transcript has 2 exons. Lineage: Eukaryota; Metazoa; Chordata; Mammalia; Rodentia; Muridae. Gene Ontology annotation, cellular component: spindle. Gene Ontology annotation, molecular function: zinc ion binding. The coding region runs from base 359 to 1762 and encodes 467 amino acids. The record is from RefSeq and is marked provisional.